GUGAAAAUAGACGAAUUUUUUGAAAUUUUAAAAUAUUAAAUAAUUAUCAAAUUAAGCAUAAAUACAUGCUGUAAAGACAUUUAAAGGCACUAUUAGUGAUUGAUAAUUGCACAAGGAAUUCGGAUUUAGUGACAUCACUGUGAUUUUUGGGACGAUCCAAUGAGAAAAACUUGAAAGAGUUGCUACAAACUCUCUUUGCAUUUCAUUUUAAAUUUAUAAGCGGAAUCGUUCAAAUAGUAUUGUUAUAAUCGCUCGCAACAUAUUAAUUUCGGCAUUAUACAGUAGAAGAUAGUUAAAUUAAGUGAUAAAGUAUAAAGUUUGGAGUAAAUUAAUCGAAAUAAAAUUCACAUUUCGGCUUCACACAAAUACACAAGAAAAAAAAAAGGAAUAGAAAGAAAAGAAUAAGAAACGAUUCAUCCAAACCAGAGUUUUUUUGUAUGUUCUGAGUCUUUCUUACAUUUCUUGACUUGACUUAAGUGAAGUGGGAUUUCUUUUUCUUUGAGCAAGCAACAGUUCAGAGAAUAUAGACGAGAAAAAAAUAAAUAAAAUAACAUAACAUAAAGAAAAGAGUCGCUUUAAAGCAGAAUUAAAAUAACUUAUAAUAAAUACAGAUUGUGAAACACAAAAGUAAUCGAAAAUGUCUGAGGAUUUAAAUCGUAAUGACCCGGAGUUAAAGUGCUUAAGUGUGGAAAGAAGUAACUUCAAUGAUCCAGCGACACAAGCAGAAUGGACGCAAAAACGUCUAGUUUGGGUUCCUUCCGAUACGCAGGGAUUUGUUGCAGCCAGCAUCAAAGGUGAACGUGGAGAUGAGGUGGAAGUUGAGCUUUCCGAAACAGGCAAGCGCCAUAUGGUCCUUAAAGAUGACAUACAAAAAAUGAAUCCGCCAAAAUUUGACAAAGUAGAAGAUAUGGCCGAAUUAACGUGCCUCAAUGAAGCUUCUGUUUUACACAACAUCAAAGAUCGAUAUUAUUCGGGAUUGAUUUAUACUUAUUCAGGACUUUUCUGUGUCGUCGUCAAUCCAUACAAAAAGCUUCCCAUUUACACCGAGAAAAUUAUGGAGAAAUAUAAGGGAAUAAAAAGACAUGAAGUUCCACCACAUGUUUUUGCCAUAACUGAUACAGCCUAUCGAUCUAUGCUUCAAGAUCGCGAAGAUCAAUCUAUAUUGUGUACUGGUGAGUCGGGUGCCGGCAAAACAGAAAAUACAAAGAAAGUCAUACAGUAUUUGGCAUAUGUUGCUGCAUCGAAGCCCAAAACUUCCAUUUCUGGCCCAAGUCCAGCAUUGAUAAUUGGUGAGUUGGAACAACAAUUACUUCAAGCUAAUCCAAUUCUCGAGGCAUUUGGAAAUGCUAAAACUGUUAAGAAUGACAACUCUUCAAGAUUUGGUAAAUUUAUUCGUAUAAACUUUGAUGCUUCCGGUUAUAUUUCUGGUGCUAAUAUUGAGACAUAUUUGUUGGAAAAAUCAAGAGCUAUACGUCAAGCAAAGGAUGAGAGAACAUUCCAUAUCUUUUAUCAGUUACUUGCUGGAGCAAAUGCUGAGCAACGUGAGAAAUACAUCCUCGAUGAUAUAAAGAGUUAUCCAUUCUUAUCAAAUGGAGUACUGCCAGUUGCUGGCGUAGAUGAUUAUCAAGAAUUCCAAGCUACAGUCAAAUCUAUGAAUAUUAUGGGAAUGACCAACGAAGACUUUAAUUCCAUUUUCCGUAUUGUCAGUGCUGUUUUGCUCUUUGGCUCAAUGAAAUUCAAACAAGAACGAAACAAUGAUCAAGCAACAUUACCAGAUAAUACUGUUGCACAAAAGAUUGCUCAUUUAUUGGGACUUAGUGUAACUGACAUGACAAAAGCAUUCUUAACGCCACGCAUUAAAGUAGGACGCGAUUUCGUUACUAAAGCUCAAACGAAAGAACAAGUCGAGUUUGCUGUUGAAGCAAUUGGAAAGGCUUGCUAUGAGAGACUUUUCAAAUGGCUCGUGAAUCGCAUUAAUCGCUCGCUUGACAGGACAAAGCGUCAGGGUGCUUCAUUCAUCGGUAUCCUCGAUAUGGCUGGUUUUGAAAUCUUUGAGCUCAACUCUUUCGAACAACUUUGUAUAAAUUAUACUAAUGAAAAGUUACAACAGCUCUUCAAUCACACAAUGUUUAUUCUGGAGCAAGAAGAAUACCAGCGUGAAGGAAUCGAAUGGAAAUUUAUCGACUUUGGUCUCGACUUGCAGCCAACAAUUGAUUUGAUUGAUAAACCAGGCGGAAUUAUGGCUUAUCUGGAUGAAGAGUGUUGGUUCCCGAAAGCAACUGAUAAGUCAUUCGUUGAAAAAUUGACAACAGCACAUCAUCAACACCCGAAAUUUGUUAAAACUGAUUUUCGUGGCGUUGCCGAUUUUGCAGUUGUUCAUUAUGCUGGCAAAGUCGACUAUUCAGCUGCUAAGUGGUUAAUGAAAAAUAUGGAUCCACUGAAUGAGAAUAUUGUGCAAUUAUUGCAAGCUUCACAAGAUCCUUUUGUCAUUCAAAUCUGGAAAGAUGCGGAAAUAGUCGGAAUGGCACAACAAUCUGCAUUAAAUGAUACACAAUUCGGAGCUCGAACCCGUAAAGGAAUGUUCAGAACUGUCUCACAUUUAUAUAAAGAACAAUUGUCAAAAUUGAUGGAUACAUUGAGAAAUACAAAUCCAAACUUUGUUCGUUGUAUUUUACCGAAUCAUGAGAAGCGUGCUGGUAAAAUUGAGGCACAACUUGUACUUGAUCAAUUGCGCUGUAAUGGGGUUUUAGAAGGAAUUCGUAUUUGCCGUCAAGGUUUCCCUAAUAGGAUUCCAUUCCAAGAAUUCCGUCAACGUUAUGAACUCUUGACACCAAAUGUCAUUCCAAAAGGUUUUAUGGAUGGAAAGAAGGCUUGCGAAAAAAUGAUUCAAGCACUUGAACUUGAUGGAAAUUUAUUCCGUGUUGGGCAGUCUAAAAUCUUUUUCCGAGCCGGUGUUUUGGCACAUCUUGAAGAAGAACGUGACUAUAAAAUCACCGAUUUGAUAGUAAACUUCCAAGCAUUCUGUCGUGGAUUUUUAGCACGCAGAAAUUAUCAGAAACGUUUACAGCAAUUAAAUGCCAUCAGAAUUAUUCAACGUAAUUGUGCUGCUUAUCUUAAAUUGCGAAACUGGCAAUGGUGGCGUUUGUAUACAAAAGUAAAGCCAUUAUUGGAAGUAACAAAGCAAGAAGAAAAACUCGUUCAAAAAGAAGAUGAAUUGCGUCAAAUACGCGAAAAAUUGGAUAGUCUGUCAAAAGCUACUACCGAUUAUGAGAAAAAGUAUCAAAAUGCGAUAGAAGAAAAGACACACUUGGCUGAGCAAUUACAAGCUGAAAUUGAAUUAUGUGCUGAAGCUGAGGAGAGUAGAAUGCGUUUGGCAUCAAGAAAGCAAGAACUAGAAGAAAUGAUGCAAGAUUUAGAAACACGUGUCGAGGAGGAAGAAGAAAGGGUUAUUUCACUUAAUAAUGAAAAGAAAAAAUUACAAUCAAAUAUACAGGAUUUAGAGGAACAGCUUGAAGAAGAAGAGGCAGCAAGACAAAAGUUACAGCUUGAAAAAGUACAACUUGAUGGAAAGAUUAAAAAGUACGAAGAGGAUUUAGCAUCAACUGAUGACCAGAAUCAGAAAUUAUUAAAGGAAAAGAAAGUUCUCGAGGAACGUGCCAAUGAUUUAUCACAAACUCUCGCCGAAGAGGAAGAAAAGGCCAAACAUUUAGCCAAAUUAAAGGUUAAACAUGAAGCUUCGAUUGCUGAAUUAGAAGAACGUUUAAGAAAGGAUCACCAGCAGAGACAGGAAUCGGAUAGAACUAAGCGAAAAAUUGAGUCAGAAGUAGCUGAUUUGAAGGAACAAUUAAAUGAAAAACGCAUUCAAGUUGAGGAAAUUCAGCAACAUUUACUUAAACGUGAGGAAGAACUGACAACAACUUUGUUGAGAAUCGACGAGGAAUCUGCCGCUAAAGCAAAUGCACAAAAAUUACAGCGUGAAUUGGAAUCGCAAUUAAUUGAAAUCCAAGAAGAUUUAGAAGCUGAAAAGGCAGCUCGUGCAAAGGCAGAAAAACAGAAGCGCGAUCUUAAUGAAGAAUUGGAGGCACUUAAGAAUGAACUACUUGAUUCUUUAGAUACAACUGCUGCACAACAAGAAUUGCGUUCAAAGCGAGAGCAAGAAGUUGCGUCGUUAAAGAAAGCUCUCGAAGAGGAAACGGGUAAUCAUGAAAGUCACUUACAAGAUAUGCGUCAUAAGCAUACACAGGAAUUGACAACAAUCAAUGAACAGCUCGAGAAUUUCAAAAAAACUAAAAUGGGCUUGGAAAAACAAAAGCAAACACUCGAGGCAGAAAAUGCUGACUUAACAACAGAAUUGCGUAAUGUCAAUCAAUCGCGUCAAGAAAAUGAUAGGCGGCGUAAACAGGCUGAACAGCAGUUCUCAGAAGUUCAAAUGAAAUAUGCAGAACUUGAGCGUAUGAGAUCAGAAAUGCAAGAAAAAAUGGCAAAAUUGCAACAAGAAUCAGACUCUUUGACACAGCAAUUAGAAGAAGCAGAAACAAAAGCAUCAGCAGCUAUAAAAUCAGCCAGCACUAUCGAAAGUCAAUUAUCAGAAUCACAGCAAUUGCUUGAGGAAGAAACCAGACAAAAAUUAGCUCUCAGUUCUAAAUUACGUCAACUUGAAAGUGAAAGAGAGGCAUUACAAGAGCAAUUAGAGGAAGAUAUGGAAGCUAAAAAGGGAUAUGAAAAGAAAAUGUCUGAAUUAACGUUCCAAAUGCAAGAAAUGAAGAAGAGAGCUGACGAAGAAUCCGAUUUCAUCAAGGAACUCGAAGAAUCGAAGAAAAAACUCAGCAAGGAUGUCGAAACAUUACAACGACAAAUACAAGAACUUCAAGUCGCUAAUGAUCGUCUCGAUAAGAGCAAAAGGAAGCUCCAAUCUGAGCUCGAAGAUGCCACAAUUGAAUUGGAAGCUCAACGAACAAAAGUAUUGGAAUUGGAGAAAAAACAAAAAGUCUUUGACAAAGUUAUAUCUGAAGAAAAGGCUGUCAGCGAACAAUAUGCUCAAGAACGUGAUGCUGCUGAAAGGGACGCACGUGAAAAGGAAACAAAAGUCUUGUCACUUACCCGCGAACUUGAUGAAGCUUAUGAAAAGAUUGAAGAUUUGGAAUCAAAAAGAAAAGUCUUGCAAAAUGAAUUGGAUGAAUUGGCAAACAAUCAGGGAACUGCCGAUAAAAAUGUCCACGAAUUGGAGAAAGCAAAACGUGCACUUGAGAGUCAAUUAGCUGAAUUAAAGGCACAAAAUGAAGAAUUAGAAGAUGAUUUACAGCUCACAGAAGAUGCCAAGUUACGUCUGGAGGUAAAUACACAAGCACUUCGUACACAAUUCGAGCGUGAUUUACAGGCAAAGGAGGAACAAGCUGAAGAAAAACGCCGUGGAUUAAUGAAGCAAUUGCGUGACUUAGAAACAGAACUUGAGGAAGAAAGGAAACAACGAACAGCUGCUGUUGCUGCUAAGAAAAAAUUAGAAGGAGAUUUAAAGGAUGUUGAAGCAACAUUAGAAAUGAAUAAUAAAGUUAAAGAGGAUGCCUUGAAACAAGCCAAGAAACUUCAAGCACAAAUGAAAGAUGUCAUUAGAGAGGCAGAGGAUGCAAAGGCAGCUAAAGAGGAACUUGCUGCGCUUAGUAAAGAAGCUGAACGAAAAAUUAAAGUGCUUGAGGCUGAAGUCAUACAAUUAACUGAAGAUUUAGCUAGUUCCGAAAGGGCACGUCGUGCUGCUGAGGCUGAACGUGAUGAACUACAAGAAGAAAUCAAUAGUAAUUCAAGCAAAGGAUCUUUAAUGAUUGACGAAAAGAGACGUUUAGAAGCACGUAUUGCUGCACUCGAAGAGGAAUUAGAAGAGGAACAGUCAAAUUCAGAAAUUCUUGUCGAUCGUAAUCGUAAAGCUCAAUUAAGUAUUGAACAAGUAACAACAGAAUUGGCGACAGAAAAGUCAAAUUCACAGAAACAUGAAAAUGCCAGAACAUUACUCGAACGUCAAAAUAAAGAUUUAAAAGCAAAAUUGGCAGAGAUUGAAACAACGCAACGUACAAAAAUAAAGGCUCAAGUCUCGGCUCUGGAAGCAAAGAUCGGUAAUUUGGAAGAACAACUGGAAAAUGAAGCUAAAGAGAGACUAGUCCAACAGAAAAACAACCGCAAAUUAGAGAAGAAAAUUAAAGAAUUGACAAUGAAUAUUGAAGACGAGCGCAGACAUGCUGACUCAUAUAAAGAACAAAUCGAAAAGUUGAAUAACCGAAAUAAGAUACUUAAACGCAAUCUUGAUGAAGCCGAAGAAGAAAUCCAGAAAGAAAAGACACAAAAGCGAAAAGCACAACGCGAUAUGGAGGAUAUGCUGGAAUCACAAGAAUCACUUAAUCGCGAAUUGAAUACAUUGAAAUCAAAAUUAAGACGCGGCGCUGGUAGCUCAUCUAUGAAUUUCAGUACUGCGGGACGUCUAUCAACACCCAAACGCGGCAGUGACGAUAGUUCCAUUCAAGACGAAUCGAUGGAUGGUGAAGAAUCAAAGCUUGAAUGAAAGCACAAGAAAAAGUUCUAAGGAGCUAGCCUUUUUUUUAUAAAACUAUUAUUUAAUAUUAUUAAAAAGUUAUUAUCAUUUUCAUUUAGCGCAUUUCUCUGUUUAUCAAAAGAAAAAUUAAGGAAAAAGUUUCCCAAUUAUAAAGUUAAUAAAUUUUCACAAUGCGAGAAUUUAUCAUUAAAAAAAAUGUUUAAUCCACAAUUCAGUUAUUCACGAAUUCCUUUUAAUAAGCUCCAUGAGUUCAUUUAAUGAGCCACAAAGGAGAUGUGUUUCGCGUCAUGCAUGAAAGUAUUUUUGUUUAUUAGUAAAGUGCCAUUUUUGAAAUUUCAAUGAAACAUGAAAAUUCUUCAAAGUUAUCAAGAAGCGAAUUGGGAAACCUAAUAAGUGAGCCAACAAUAAAAAGGGUUAAUCAUAAAUUACGUCUAUCAAAAUUUGUUUUUAAAGGGUUUUUGAAAAUUCAAAAAGGAAUGUCAAAAUAUAUUUGAAUUACGAUUUCCGAAAAUCGAAUUCAAAAUUUUAAAAACCUUUAUUUUCACUUGCUGAAAUUUGAAUUUAAAUGAUAGACGUAAACAGCUUCCAUAAAAGGAUCGAAAGAAAUUUUUUGUAUAUCUUUAUAUUUAAACUGCAAAAGCAAAUAAUUAUAAAAAAAUAAUAACAAUAUAAUGUUAAUCAAUUAACCAAUUCAAUAAAAAAGAGAGAUGAAAAAAAAUUUUGGUACAGUGACUAACUCGAUGGGGAAAAAAAUGUCAUUUUAUACAUAUAUACUAGAUACAUUUAUAGGCCUACAUGCAUUUUUAUAUAUCUACAUUAUUACUUCUUGUUUCUGCUUAAUUUUUUACAUAAAAAUUAAUUAAAAUAUGAAACAAAAAAUCAAAAAACAUUUACUUAAGUUCCAUUUUGAAAAAAUUAUGUCGAUUAAUAGUGAUUAUCGAGGUUGGCAGCAUUUUCCCGAUAAUCCUCAACAUUUUUUUACAAGGAAGGGACAAUCGCUUACAAUACACACACACAUACUUUUUAUUACGAUUAUAAUUUUAUAAUAUAUUGAAAAAAAUGGUAUUUUUUACUAACUUGUUUAAUUACAUUUUAAGAACUGAAAUUUUUGUAUUGUUAAAAAUUCCUUCUCUUUUUGAUGCAUUAUAAUAAAAAUGAAAUAUCAACAUUCUUUAUAGAAAAAUA
This is a messenger RNA of Chironomus riparius, 7723 nucleotides long. The record is from the annotation of a GenBank genome assembly. Lineage: Eukaryota; Metazoa; Arthropoda; Insecta; Diptera; Chironomidae.